Messenger RNA from Glycine soja, 816 nucleotides. RefSeq names its product glycine-rich RNA-binding protein-like. Lineage: Eukaryota; Viridiplantae; Streptophyta; Magnoliopsida; Fabales; Fabaceae. The transcript has 2 exons. Gene Ontology annotation, molecular function: mRNA binding. The coding region runs from base 117 to 587 and encodes 156 amino acids. The record is from RefSeq and is a predicted model, not a curated record.
UUUAACCCUGGUUAAGGUCCAACUUGCACGCGGUAACCCUGAUUAACAAUUCACUUGCUAUAAGACUAUCACUUGGGGCAUGUCAAUCUUAUUCCUAUCCUCUUUUCCAAAUUUCCAUGGCUUCUGCGGAUGUUGAAUACCGAUGCUUUGUUGGUGGGCUCGCUUGGGCCACUGACAACUACGAUCUGGAGAAAGCCUUCUCUCAGUACGGUGACGUCGUUGAAUCGAAGAUUAUCAACGAUCGUGAGACUGGAAGAUCCAGGGGAUUUGGAUUUGUUACCUUCGCCUCCGAGGAUUCAAUGAGGGAUGCGAUCGAAGGGAUGAACGGUCAGAACCUUGAUGGACGCAACAUCACUGUGAACGAAGCUCAGUCCCGCGGAAGCCGCGGUGGAGGCGGUGGCGGUUACGGAAGUGGCGGUGGAUACAACCGCAGUGGUGGUGCUGGAGGAUACGGUGGCCGUCGGGAAGGUGCAUAUAACCGUAACGGUGGUGGUUAUGGCGGUGACAGAGACCAUCGUUACGGACCUUACGGGGACGGUGGAUCACGCUACUCUCGUGGUGGUGGUGAUGGAAGCUGGAGAAAUUAGGGCUUAAUGUUGUAGAUUAGUGUUUAUUGCUAUGUUUGUGUUCCGUAAUUUUAGGUGUUACGGUUUGGUAAUUUGUCUUGGUUUGGGGCUCCUGGAUACGGUUUUUUACCUAUAUAUCUCUGGUUGUGUAGAAUCGAAUAAAUGAAAAGAUUGCCAGAAAUUAGGGUACUACUAUAGUGCUAUCACAUUUCAACAGAUUUUUAUUUGGAAAAUAUUUUAAUUGCACCAA